AUGAGUCGACAACCAAGACAGUGCAUCGUUGAAAAUUACUCGGUUAUCUGGGUUGACAGCAAUAUUGAUAUGGCCAAUAAAGAUUGCCAAAAUACAAUGAAACAAUUGCGUGGUGUUGUGAACCAAGUCAAUACGUGUACAACAGCUGAAGAAUGUAUUCAACAGCUGAAUGAAAAUCCUGAAGAGAUAGCAUUUGUUAUCUCCUCAGGUGCGAUUGGACAACAUCUUGUACCAAGUAUCCAUGGCAUGGCAAAAUUAAAUGCCAUAUACAUUUUUUGUCGUAAGAAAGAACGGUAUCAAGAUUGGGCUCGAAAUUAG
This is a messenger RNA of Rotaria sp. Silwood1, 318 nucleotides long. Lineage: Eukaryota; Metazoa; Rotifera; Eurotatoria; Philodinida; Philodinidae. The record is from the annotation of a GenBank genome assembly.